AUGGGUGUCAUUGCCAUGAUUGAGGUCCUUCAGAUCGUGGAGUAUAAGAGAGAAAUAAGGAAGAAGUGCAUGAUGGCAGCGCCAAAGGGCACACUGACAUUUAGAAGAUGGAAUGAAGAAGAUAAGCCCAUAGAGGAGACAGAGAAGGAAGAGCAGCAGAAGUACCAGAUCUGUGCCCUGGAAGCAUCACUGAGGUUGCUGCAGGGGGGCCCAGAGCGAAGGGCCCGUCUCCCGGAGCGACGCUUGGAGGGGCUGAGAAGGGAACUGCAGGGCCUGGGAAGCCAGGUGCAGGAACGCGCCAGAGCCCAGAUACAAACAGGACCACAGAAGUGCAAGGCUACCAGCGGCCUUCACCGAGAGCUGCGGAAUGAGCAGCAACUGCCGUGGGAGGAGCCAGAGAUGCUUCGGGAGGAACAGAAGUUGCUGCAGGGCCAGCUGAGCCGGCACCCGGUGCUGCUGCUGAAACCAAAGACGGAGGGGCGGCACUUAGGCCGCAGCUGGAGGACAUCCGUUCAUAUCCUCCAGUCUAAGCUGCCCGCGGCUGCCAUCUUCGCCAUGUCACUUUCUUCAUCUAGCUCUGAAAUCAGUCUUCCGGACUGUAACAGUAGCUGGGAACUUCUAAGGAAGCUAGGUGGGGGAGCUCCAGAGGCACACCCUUUCUAACCCGGAGCCCAGCAGCUUUCAGCUCCAGGCCCAGAGCCUUGAGCGGGACGACCCAUUCUUUAAGGGCCCCAAGAUGUUCCUGAGUGACCUGGAAGGACUUGUAAGAGUGGUAGGAUGACGUCUUCUUUGCUCACCUUCCCCUCCAAGGUCCCCGUUUCUGGAUCCCCUGCCCCUCCCUUCUUGAUCUAGCUGGUAUUUGCCCCCCUACUGAGGCUUGUCACUGCCUGUCCCUCCCUACCCACCAAUAAAUAAAUAAAAUGG
This is a messenger RNA of Aethalodelphis obliquidens (Pacific white-sided dolphin), 924 nucleotides long. It is a transcript of the gene CCDC163, whose product is annotated as CCDC163 homolog. The transcript is spliced from 2 exons. The record is from RefSeq and is a predicted model, not a curated record. Lineage: Eukaryota; Metazoa; Chordata; Mammalia; Artiodactyla; Delphinidae. The coding region runs from base 1 to 663 and encodes 220 amino acids.